This is a messenger RNA of Mytilus californianus (California mussel), 1747 nucleotides long. RefSeq names its product GTP-binding protein REM 1-like. Gene Ontology annotation, cellular component: plasma membrane. The record is from RefSeq and is a predicted model, not a curated record. The coding region runs from base 381 to 1568 and encodes 395 amino acids. Lineage: Eukaryota; Metazoa; Mollusca; Bivalvia; Mytilida; Mytilidae. The transcript is spliced from 4 exons. Gene Ontology annotation, molecular function: calcium channel regulator activity; GTPase activity; GTP binding.
GAUGAUUAAUAUGUUUAGAGCGCGUGCGACUAUAAUUCACAAAUUGUUAAUGAUCAUAUCUUAGGAUACUAGUGGAGAACGUGCUGCUAUAAGACUAAGGGAUUGUGGAUGCAAAGAGAAUCAAUAGGGCAUUCUUUUGUGACGGAAUGUAUAAUUCUAAAUUACCGUAAUCUAAUGCUAUUAACAUUUUCUUUACAAUUACAGGAGGAUAAAACUGCACUUCAGUUUUCAGUGUAAGCUUGCAUAAAAUUUAAAGUUGUCGGAAGGCUUUCAAUUGAUUUCUUGUUAGCAGCUUGUUAUAUAGACAUUAGAGGGAAAUAUACGACCUUUUAUAAUCAAAUGACGUCUUUUUAACAAAAUUAAAUGUUAGGAAAAAAGAAAUGACGAUAGAUCAUUACGUGGAUUGUAAAGUCUGUCACGGUUCAUCAAGUAGUUUUAUAGAUACAAGCCAUUCUAUGUCUCAGUCUCUCUUAUUUCCAGGAAAUAAUGUCCCACGAUCAGGUUCUUUUCGAGAACAGAACGAACGUCUUGUGUUACCGUUGCGUUCUGGUUCCUUCAGAGAACCUGGGGAAAUAGAAAAAGAAAGGAAACGACCACGUUCUAAAUUGAACAAUGGAUCUUCAGGGAAGGACUUGAAAGUGUCAUCACAUGUUCACGGAUUGAGACGUAGAAGUAGUUUACCACUAAGUACUCCAAACUUACAUCAAAUAUCGCUUGAAAGCAAGGAAAAGGAACACUCAGUUCGUAGGGUGCGCUCAUUUAAAACAACCACAAAAGGAAUAGUGAAUAGGGGUGAUUCCUUUAGGAAAAAGGGUGACCGUGUUCCGUCAACGGAACAAGUAAGAUAUGCAUAUACACCGAGUCCAAGGCCUAAUCGUCGUGUUCCUCUAGAAGUACAAGUACAGAAGACAGUGGAUAUUCCUCCUGAAAUUUCGUACUAUAAAGUUGUAGUGCUUGGUUCUCAUGGAGUAGGCAAAACUGCAAUAACGCAUCAGUUUAUGACAUCGGAAUAUGUUGCCUUUGACAAUUCAAUCGAUCAUGGUGAAGGAAACAGCAUUGUUCCUGUACAGCUUAAUGGAGAAGAAUCUACUCUUGAAUUCCUGGAUUCCAGAGAAAAUGAGAUAAAUCUAGAGAAUAUCCAAGCAGAUGCAUACCUGGUUAUAUUUUCUAUAGCACACAGAGAUACGUUUGAUGUAGCAUCUGACCUUCUUUCUGAGUUAAGGGUGGAUCUAGGAAGCGAUAGGCCUAUUGUUUUGGUUGGAAACAAACUAGAUCUAGUAAGAAAACGGAAGGUCAACACAGAAGAGGCACAGGAUGUUUCAACAGUGUAUGAUGCAAAGUAUAUGGAAGUGUCUGCUGGACUAAAUCAUAACAUUGAUGAACUAUUGGUUGGAAUAUUAGCUUUAAUCAAAUAUAAACUGAAUCCAUCUCUACCACCGCCAACAUUGCGUGUAGACAAAAAGAAGCCAGGUGUAUCAAGAUUUUCGUUUAAAGCACCAAUAGAUUUCUUCAGUCGAAUGUUUCAAUUAGCACGAGAUAAGUUUAGACCUGCAAGAAAGACUAAAUGAAUUGUAAUACUCUUGCUUAACUGUUAUAACCAUGUCUGAUGUUCAAAUAUACUAAGUCUUGUUUUUAAAAAAAGUUGACAAUAUAUAAAGGCAUCCAGAUUUUUUAUUUUUGAGUUGAAAAAUACUUCAAUAAACAGUAAUGAUGAUAAAAAAAAAUAAAGGUAAAACAUUUGAGUAAA